AUGCGUCUAUCCACUUUUAUCUUUGCAAUAUUUGGCACCAUCCCCAGCCAUGCAAUCCAUCACCCAUCCGGCCAUGAUACCCUCCGUUUUGGCUCCCCCGAGUCCGUAGGCCUUCUAUCAGCACCCCUCCGCCAACUGAAAACCAACAUCACUGGCUAUCAGCAACCAGCCAACUAUGGAGCAUUCACGCACAAUGAGAUACACCCAAUUGAGCCAUCGUCUGCAGUGAUCGUGGGCCAUGAUCGCACAAUUGUCUCCCUUUUCGCCAGUGGAAACAUGUUGCAGUAUGCCGACGCCAAUGGCACCGAAUUGCCCCCCUCACAGCAACUGCCCGCACGAACAGACACCAUCUAUGAUAUGGCCAGUCUGACCAAACUAUUUACCACCGUUGCAGCCCUGCGAGAGAUUGACACUGGCCGACUCUCACUGAACAGGACGGUGGCGUCGUACAUGCCAUCGUUUGCAGCAAAUGGGAAAGAGAAUAUUACCAUCCUGAUGCUUCUGACGCAUACUUCUGGCUUUGCUCCAGACCCAGAACCUCCGUUGAAUGACCCAGUGUAUAAAACGGUCGAACAAAGGACCGCCGCAAUACUGAAUCAGAGUCUGAGCAAUGCGCCCUGUUCCACGUAUCUCUACUCAGAUCUCAACUUCAUGUCUCUUGGUCUGCUUCUGGAACACGUCACCCACAAAAAACUGGAUAGAUUGAUCCGAGACUUCACCAAUCCCCUCGGCAUGCAUGACACCUUCUUUAACCGGGGGAACAUCGAAGGCCCAGCAUUCCCCUUCUACCCCCGCAUGGCAGCCGAGGAAUUCCAGAUCGAGGUCCUGGGACCAAUGGAGCCCCAGCGCCCACAACCGGUUCGUGGAACCGUCCACGACGAGAAUGCCUGGGCUCUGGAUGGCGUAUCCGGACAUGCAGGGCUGUUCUCAACGGUCGAGGAUACGGCUGUUUUCUGUCAGAUGAUUCUGAACAACGGUACGUAUGGAGGCCACCGUAUAUUGUCGCGCGAGGUCGUAGAUCUCAUCUUUCAUAACUUCAAUGCGAGAUUUCCCGGGCAUGAGCACGGAUUAGGAUUCGAGCUGAAUCAGUACUACACGGCGGGACCAAUGGCCAGUCUUCAGACUGCCAGCCAUACCGGCUUCACGGGAACGACUCUGGUGAUCGACAGGCCGUCAAACACAUUCUUCCUUCUGUUCGCCAACCGUGUCCACCCUAGUCGAAACUGGUCCUCGAAUAAUAUUGCUCGGGAAGCUCUGGGAUACUGGGUGGCCAAGUCCUUGGGAAGAGAUGUCUCCUUUCCGCCCCAUUGA
Molecule: messenger RNA, 1311 nt
Organism: Aspergillus udagawae
Lineage: Eukaryota; Fungi; Ascomycota; Eurotiomycetes; Eurotiales; Aspergillaceae
Product: serine hydrolase domain-containing protein
Exons: 1
Coding region: 1-1311 (436 amino acids)
Source: RefSeq, a predicted model, not a curated record